AUGACAGACCAGAGCGCUAAGGAAGAGCUAUUUAAGCCCGUUGGAGAAGCUGUGGAGGAUACCGUGAAUGAUGAGACUGGGCUUCGCGACACCGGGGCCGCAGAUGCGAUGGGCCACCCAGUGCAGGAGAUAGAGUCGCUCUGUAUGAACUGCCAUGAGGAUGGUAUCACCAGACUGCUGUUGACAUCUAUACCAUAUUUCCGGGAGAUUGUUAUCAUGUCGUUUGAGUGCCCUCAUUGUGGGCUGAAGAAUUCCGAGAUUCAGCCUGCAAGUGAAAUACAGGAGAAGGGCGCCCGCUAUCAGCUGAAGGUUGAGGAGAAGGCCGAUUUUGACAGGCAGGUCAUCAAGGCCGAAACUGCGGCCUCCCGCUUCGUUGAAUUGGACCUGGAGAUUCCUCCCAAGCGCGGCCAGCUGACGACUGUGGAGGGCCUGCUGACCGAGAUGAUCGAGGACCUGGACGCCGACCAGGCGGCGCGGAAGGAAGUGGACGAGAACCUGUACGAUCAGAUUGCGCAGUUCAUUGCCAAGGUCCGCGCUGCGCUGUCGUGCGAGCCGGGCACUCUACCGCUGACUUUUACGCUGGACGACCCUGCUGGCAAUUCCUGGAUCGAAUACAAGCCAGGCGAAGCUGCGCCAAAAUGGUCCAAAACCGAGUACCUGCGUUCAGAUGAGCAAAACGUCCAGGUGGGCAUCAUUACGCGCGACCAAUUGGAGCAACGGCGUCAAGAGAAGCGCGCGGAGCUGUCGCAGCGCGAGCGCAACAAAUCGCAAGCGGCACAGGCCGGUCUCUUAUCUGACGCUACGGAUAUCGAGAACUUCCACAACGAGGUGCAGACCUUCACUGCCACGUGCCCAUCAUGUGUUCACCCAUGUGACACGCAUAUGAAGCCGGUCAACAUCCCACACUUCAAAGAGGUCAUCAUCAUGUCCACGGUCUGCGAGCACUGUGGCUACAAGUCAAACGAGGUGAAGACCGGUGGUGCCAUCCCUGAUAAGGGCAGAAAGAUCACACUGAUCUGUGAUGAUGCUGAGGAUCUCUCACGGGACAUCUUGAAGUCCGAAACCUGUUCCGUUAGCAUCCCGGAGCUGCACUUGGACAUCCAGCAGGGAACUCUCGGUGGCAAGUUCACCACUCUGGAAGGGUUGCUAACACAGGUAUAUGAAGAGUUGGAAUCCCGGGUCUUCACGCAGACAUCCGAUUCGAUGGACGAGGCCACAAGAAACAGAUGGACCUCUUUCUUCAGUAAGCUAAGAGAGGCUAUCGACGGCAAGAUAAAGUUCACUGUCAUCAUGGAGGAUCCAUUGGCAGGCUCAUACAUACAGAACGUCUAUGCACCUGACGCUGACCCUAACAUGACCAUCGAGGACUACGAAAGAACUGCAGAGCAAAACGAGGACCUGGGCUUGAACGACAUUGAUGUAGGCGAACACUGA
Messenger RNA from Eremothecium gossypii ATCC 10895, 1434 nucleotides. It is a transcript of the gene ZPR1, whose product is annotated as zinc finger-containing protein ZPR1. The record is from RefSeq and is marked provisional. Gene Ontology annotation, cellular component: cytoplasm; nucleus. Lineage: Eukaryota; Fungi; Ascomycota; Saccharomycetes; Saccharomycetales; Saccharomycetaceae. The transcript has a single exon. Gene Ontology annotation, molecular function: zinc ion binding. The coding region runs from base 1 to 1434 and encodes 477 amino acids.